AUGCCAUCUUUAAUGUCACUUUUAUUAAGAUUUUAUUACGAUCCAGAUGCUCAAGGUCGUACCAUGUCUAUUGAUAACCAGAACUGUUGCCCCAAUACUCGUGAACGUUUAAUUCGUAAUGGAAAGAAGUACAAGCUUAGGAUGUACCCCAAGUUCCAGCCUAAGCUUUCUGCUGCUAAAUCUGUAGCUAUUGGUGGUAAAUCUCUUUCACCUUGGAUUGAUGCUGCCUAUUUUACCCAUGGUGCUUCUCCAGCUUCUUCUAUGAAUGGUAUCAUCUAUACCCUUAAAGGUUCUCCUAAUACCUUUGUUGAAGGGUACUACAGUGUUGGGCUUUCUUGGAAAGGUCGUAGAGAUGGCCAGAUCUAUACAGCUAAAGAUGAUCUUUAUUCUGCUGCUACUCCUGAAGGUUUUGAAGUUUUAGAGGGCUAUGACACUGUCAAUUAG
Lottia gigantea (owl limpet) is the source of this 444-nucleotide messenger RNA. RefSeq lists its product as hypothetical. The coding region runs from base 1 to 444 and encodes 147 amino acids. The transcript has a single exon. NCBI's taxonomy places the organism in Eukaryota, Metazoa, Mollusca, Gastropoda, Lottiidae. The record is from RefSeq and is a predicted model, not a curated record.